This is a messenger RNA of Dissoconium aciculare CBS 342.82, 2501 nucleotides long. RefSeq lists its product as uncharacterized. The record is from RefSeq and is a predicted model, not a curated record. Gene Ontology annotation, cellular component: nucleus. NCBI's taxonomy places the organism in Eukaryota, Fungi, Ascomycota, Dothideomycetes, Mycosphaerellales, Dissoconiaceae. Bases 1 to 2055 code for a protein of 684 amino acids. The transcript is spliced from 6 exons.
AUGCCAACUGCACGAUUGUCUGCCUCGUCACCGGCACGAGAGCGCGCCCACUUCAACGACGAUCGGUUUGCUAAUCACUCUCUACAUCACAGCGUUGCUAUCGAUGCAUCUAAACCAGACGUUCACAUUCCCGCUCGUACCAGUAACGGUCAGCGCGCACCGAUGCAGUCGCUCGUCGAGCCAGUUCUGCCCGACCAUCGCGCAAGUCAAGAGUCGUCGGGCUCUCACACCUCCAUUCCGACUGAUUACUACGGUCCAGGUGCACGUAGCAGUGCCGGUUCCGUAUUCUCACAGGAAACCUCGGCCACAUCUGUCCACACAUUGCCGCCAUUGCAGAGCAAGAGCAUUGACCAUGUUGAUUUUCAGACAUUAGAGCCUGUGAUCGAAGACGAUCCGAGUUCAUGGGAUCUGGUGGGACCACCGUCUGUAGAGGUGGAGCAGGGGAUAUACGCGCUUGAAAAACGAGCAGAUCAAUUGUUCAGUUCUGAACAUCUCCGCGUCAUCUUCGAGGACCCCAAACUCCUGUUGAAGUUCACGGGCUUUCUGAACACACAUCGUCCGCAGAGCAUUCCGAUCCUGAUCUACUACCUAGACGCGCUGAAAGCUAUUCGGGCUAUCGGCUACGCGAACGCGAUCGCAGAAGCCUUGGAACCGAUCCAAGGACAGGGAUUCACCAAUGUUGUCGCAAAACCCACCAUCAACACAGCACUGGAGGACAAGGCGAAUCAAGCAUUCGACGUACUGGUGCAAGAGGAUCUCCCCGCCUACAUUGCGCACACAUGGAUCCAGGUCGUCAGCGUUAGUAUCCAACGACGAAUCACUGGAACCCUGGCGCCGCAUUUGAGGGAGGCGAGUGAAGGACUGGCGGAAGUUUUCUGUUUAACAGACCCGAGUCGUGCGGAUGACCCAAUCGUUUUCGCUUCCGAGGAAUUCACGCGUACCACACAAUACGGAAUGAAUUACUUGAUUGGCCGAAAUUGCCGCUUCUUGCAGGGACCUCGUACCAACCCUCUUUCCGUUCAGAGACUCGCAAUCGCAUUCGCAGAAGGCAAGGAGCACACCGAAAUUUUCGUCAACUACCGCCGCGACGGAAGUCCAUUCCUCAACCUUCUGAUGAUUGCUCCGCUGAUGGAUAGCCUCGAUGUCUCUGGUCUGCUAGAGGAUUGCAGCGAGAUGGAAGGUCUGAUGAAGAUGGUGGAGAAAGAGCAAGAGUAUGAGAAUGCUCCAGAGGAAGCGGAAGAGGCAUAUCACAAAGACGAGUUUCAGGAGCUGAGUGAAAUGUUCAACGGCGCUGAGCUCGACACUGUGCGCAAGUGUGGCGGACGUAUGCACAAGGAGUACGUCGACGACGCUGAGCAAGAUCCAUCAUCUGGAAGACCUCGUCUGCUUCUCAAAGAUCCAAUGCAGGAGGAUCCUGAAAACGAAAGUAAGAUGCCGAGCAGCGUACCGCCAACGAUCCGCGAGAAGAUCAAUGGCAAGCUUGAGGGUAUCUAUUCUCAUUACCUUCUCAUCCGACCGGCGCCCUCGCUACGGAUUCUUUUCACUUCCCCAUCUCUACGCGUUCCAGGCAUACUUCAAUCACCGUUCCUAAAUCGCAUCGGUGGCAGCAACCGUGUGCGUUCUGACCUCCGGGCCGCCCUCGCGGAAGGACGCGGUGUCACUGCCAAGAUUCGUUGGCUUAGCCGUCCGGACGAGGACGGCGAGGGCGAAGGCCGACCCCGGUGGAUCCACUGCACGCCGCUACUGGGCCACUCCGGUGCCGUUGGCGUGUGGAUGGUUGUGCUCGUUGACGAUGAAGCUUCAAGUUCGGCCGCGUCCGCUCGUCGCUUCCGCCAAGCACCGCCGAUCAGUAAUGUUAUCGGCGGCAAGGAGUGGGAUACGACGCAGAGGCGACCCAGCGCAUCCCCAGGACCUUCAAUCGCAAUGAGGCCGCGUGCUUCCCAGCAAGAGUUUGACCCAACUCGUGCUCGCAGCAGGAGCCGUGCACGGAGAGCGGAUGGCACUCAGGUUGUCAGCUCUGGGACAAGUGAAUUCUCAUUCAACUUGAAAGGCUGAAAUGAUGGGCAAUUAUGAUGAAUUCGAUGCCACCCAUCUUCAAACAUAAUGAUCAAGAGGUCAAGCAGCUCCUCGUAUCUUCUUCUCAACAACUGCUCGAAAUCAACUAGAGCUCCCAGCAUGAAGCUCUAUUCCCUGCGCAUCGCGCUGGAAUACUAUGCAACUCUUCCUGAUGCGACCUUGGAGUUCAUCAGCGCUGGUCCGGCCAGCUCACGACUAUUUUUUCCCCAAUCGACCAAGGGCAAACCCCCCGGAUCACAUUUCCGAAAGAGACACAAAGCCCUCCGCUUUUGUGAGAGCAACUAUUAAUCAUAGACUGCGAUCACAAGAGUCAUGACCUGAUGCUUUUCGUCACUCACGCCUCUUAGAGGCAGCAGAACUGGGACGAUAGUAAUCGCUAAUAGCUUAUAUUUCGCCUUCUGCCUUCCUACUUCUCUUCCUCAUCU